AUGAUUAUUAAGGGUAGCAUGGGUCUUUUCAACAAGCCCAUCGUCAUCGACGGUAAAGAUCACCUACUCGGACGUCUUGCCUCGAUCGUCGCGAAGCAGUUGCUUCAAGGCGAGAAGGUCGUCGUCUUGAGAUGCGAGGAAAUCAACAUCUCUGGAAAUUUCCACCGAUCAAAGCUGAAGUACAUGAGCUUCCUUCGCAAGAGAUGUAACAUCAAUCCUGCUCGAGGUGCUUUCCACUACCGAUCACCAGGAAAGAUCUUCUGGAGGACAGUGAGAGGUUAG
This is a messenger RNA of Cylicostephanus goldi, 282 nucleotides long. NCBI's taxonomy places the organism in Eukaryota, Metazoa, Nematoda, Chromadorea, Rhabditida, Strongylidae. The record is from the annotation of a GenBank genome assembly.